AUGUCCUUUUUUUCUUUCUUUCUUUAUCAACGUCCUUUCUUUCUUUAUCAACGUCCUUUCUUUCUUUGUCAAUGUCCUUUCUUGCGAUAUUCUAUAAAUCAUUUUUUUCUUUUCGCUGCCAUAUUUUCUUUCGUUUUAUUCGCUCUCAUUUUUCUUCUUAAUUUCUUCCAUAAUCAUUUCCUUCUUCUCAUUCUUUACUCUACCAUUUCUUUUUAUAUUUGCUUCAUUCUUUUCGUAUUUCCUUUCUUCCUUUGUCCAUUCAUUUCGCGGUCAUUUCCUUCCCUUCUUUCUCGAUUUAUUUCGCUAUCAUUUCAUUCCCUUCAUUCAUUUCGCGCUCAUUUCCUUCAUUUCUCCACUCAUUACCCUAUCAUUUCCUUCCUUCCUCUGUCCAUACAUUUCCUGUUCAUUUCUUUCCCUUCUUUCUCCAUUCAUUUUGCUAUCAUUUCCUUCAUUCAUUUCGCUAAUCAUUUCCUUCCUUUCUCCAUUCAUUUCAUGCUCAUUUCCUUUCUUCCUUCAUUCAGCUAUCAUUUCCUUCCUUUGUCCAUUUUUUUUUUGCGCUCAUUUCCUUCCCUUGUUUCUCUAUUCAUUUCUAUUUGUUUCAUUCUUCCUUCCAUUAUAAGUUCUUUUCAUUCUUCCUUCCUUCCUUCCUUCCUUCUACUGUCAUCCCUUUUCUUUUUUUUUUCUCCAUUCAUUUCCUUUCUGUCAUUCCUUUCACUAUCAUUUCUUUCUCUAUCGUUUUCAUUCUAUCAAUUCAUUUCUUUGCUACGAACGGAUCAUCAAGAGUCCCGAAUCUCCGCUAAAAAGCGUCACUCUAAUCCGGACGAGACAAUACGGCUACCUCCUCCCACUACCGUGCGUCUCUCGGUCUUCCUUCCUCAUGCCACUCCCCCUUUGGCUGAGAUACAGUUUACAAUUAUUCUCUCUUUCACCGGCCAGAAGUCAGAUGGAUCUAAAAUUCUUGAUCCCAGGAAAUAA
Acanthosepion pharaonis is the source of this 975-nucleotide messenger RNA. Lineage: Eukaryota; Metazoa; Mollusca; Cephalopoda; Sepiida; Sepiidae. The record is from the annotation of a GenBank genome assembly.